Molecule: messenger RNA, 984 nt
Organism: Lasiodiplodia theobromae
Lineage: Eukaryota; Fungi; Ascomycota; Dothideomycetes; Botryosphaeriales; Botryosphaeriaceae
Product: Hydrolase
Exons: 1
Coding region: 1-984 (327 amino acids)
Source: RefSeq, a predicted model, not a curated record
AUGACGUAUACUCACGAAAGUGGUCGUCUUGCCAAGCGGACUCGUUCGUCCAUGGAUAAUACGACAUCCCCACACGAAAGCGGUCUUCCCAUGAAAAGAGCUCGCUUGUCCCACGAGGCUUCUGAUGUCAGCAUGACUCUGAGCGGUGGAAUGAAGAGUAUGAUGGUAUCCCCGCAACAAACCUACCAGCAGGACUCAAAUAAAGCGUUUCCCUUCUGGGAGCUCCCAAGCGAAAUCCGCAACCAUAUCUACGAUCUCCUUGUCGUAGAAGACUCGGAGCUUCACUUCAAACAGGGGACCCAAUGUUGGACAUAUGCCACAAAGCCUGCACCAAAACAGGCCACCAUCGAGGCAUUCCCUACCACCCCGACCACGGUCGUCAAACACCACCUCGAGAAGCAAAAACCGGAAAUACUGGACACGAGCGUCUUGUACGUGAAUUCGCGCAUGUACAACGAAGCGGCAUCCACGCUCUGGGCACAAAACGUAUUCUGCUUCCAAACCGCAACACUGCUCCCGGACUUUUUGGUAAGGCUGUCGCCAAGAGCAAGGGCCUGGAUCCGGAACAUCGAGAUCGUCGACUGGUUUAGACCCGGGUUGUGGGGGGAGGCUACCAUUUCGGUUGCGUUUCGCGCCCUUAGCACCUGCCCCAACCUGAAGCGCGUUGAGCUCGUCAGGACGCUCGCCUUUGACCUAUCAAAACCCCCGGCCGAGCACGCUCGCUGGUUGCUGAGUCUACCGGGUUGUCGUAUGUGGUUGCAGCAGAUCGGCGAAAUGAGGAAUGAUCCGAAAGCGGGCGCUGAAAUCCUCGGCUUUGGUGACAAUCUGUCGCGGUUUCAUACUAAUCAUGGACUGAUGGCGGAGUUUGUCGACAAAAAGAUCGAGACCACUGUUUGGGAUUCUCGCUAUAGAAAAGAAAGUGCACGGGAAUUCAAGAAAGUCCUGGGAGAUUUGCUUGUGUCGUCAAAUUUAGGUGCAUCUUGA